Eruca vesicaria subsp. sativa (arugula) is the source of this 1098-nucleotide messenger RNA. NCBI's taxonomy places the organism in Eukaryota, Viridiplantae, Streptophyta, Magnoliopsida, Brassicales, Brassicaceae. The record is from the annotation of a GenBank genome assembly.
UUAAUUGAAGAGAAACACAUACAAAGCUAAAACCUAAACUCAAAAACAAAGAUCGAUAUACAUGGCUAUCUUCAACACUCAUAACACAUGGGCCUUUGCCUUUGGCUUGCUUGGAAACCUCAUUUCCUUUGCUGUUUUCCUCUCUCCCGUGCCAACUUUCUAUAGGAUUUGUAAGAAGAAAACCACAGAAGGAUUUCAAUCUCUUCCGUAUGUGGUGGCACUCUUCAGCGCGAUGCUUUGGCUUUACUACGCUACACAGAAGAAAGAUGUAUUCCUUCUCGUCACCAUCAACUCCUUUGGUUGCUUAAUUGAAACCAUCUACAUCGCCAUAUUUGUUGCCUUCGCCACCAAGCAAGCACGAAUGUUCACGGUGAAGCUCUUGUUGCUGAUGAACUUUGGAGGAUUCUGUUUGAUUCUCCUUCUCUGCCAAUACUUAGCAAAAGGAUCCACACGUGCGAAAAUCAUCGGAGGAAUCUGUGUCGGAUUCUCUGUUUGCGUUUUCGCUGCGCCGCUUAGCAUUAUCAGAACGGUUAUAAAGACAAAAAGUGUGGAGUACAUGCCGUUUAGCUUAUCCUUGACACUUACCAUCAGUGCGGUCGUCUGGCUCCUUUAUGGUCUUGCUCUUAAGGAUAUCUACGUUGCUUUCCCUAACGUGAUUGGGUUUGUCCUUGGUGCACUUCAAAUGAUACUUUACGUGGUUUUCAAGUACUGUAAAACGCCGUCGGAUUUGGUGGAGAAAGAACUCGAAGCUGCUAAAUUGCCAGAGGUGAGCAUCGAUAUGUUGAAGCUAGGCACACUAGUGGCAUCUCCUGAACCAGCAGUGAUCACAGUUGUGCGACCAGUGGACACAUGUGUAUGCAACGAUAAGAAAGCUGAAGCUGAAAAUGGAGCAUGAAAAUAUGUUUGGCUAUCUUUUGGCAUUGUUGACUUUGUACUAUUCUAUCUUGAGACGCCUACCCAUCAUCAUGCACGUGUAUUUUUCUAAGUUUAUCAAGUGUGACAAGUCGAGGAUUAAUUCUCUUGGGAUUUACAUUUUCCUAAGUUGAUUUUUUCUCUUCUUCUUUUUUAUUAUUAGUGUAAUGAAAUUAUCUAUGGAUA